AUGCCACGUGCUUCGAAACAAAAAGAUCCCAACGCUCCAAAACGACCAUUGUCAGCAUUCUUCAUUUUUUCACAAGAUGAACGGCCAAAAAUCAAAUCUCAAAAUGCAAGUUUAUCCGUUGCCGAUGUUGCCAAAGUCAUCGGCGAGAAAUGGCGUGCUGCACCUGACGAUUUAAAACGUAAAUACGAAAAGGCAGCCAAAGAAGCCAAAGAACGCUACGAAAUCGAAUUGCAAGCAUAUAAAAAAACACACUAA
Molecule: messenger RNA, 255 nt
Organism: Adineta ricciae
Lineage: Eukaryota; Metazoa; Rotifera; Eurotatoria; Adinetida; Adinetidae
Source: the annotation of a GenBank genome assembly